Messenger RNA from Artibeus jamaicensis (Jamaican fruit-eating bat), 1539 nucleotides. RefSeq names its product nephrocan-like. The transcript is spliced from 3 exons. The record is from RefSeq and is a predicted model, not a curated record. NCBI's taxonomy places the organism in Eukaryota, Metazoa, Chordata, Mammalia, Chiroptera, Phyllostomidae. Gene Ontology annotation, molecular function: protein binding. The coding region runs from base 1 to 1539 and encodes 512 amino acids.
AUGCACCUACUUUAUGCAUUCCUUGCUUUGCUCUCUUUUAGCGAUGGCUUCGAUCUCAACUGUCCUGCAAGGUGCAGCUGUGACUCUGUGCCAUCGGUGCAAUGCUACAGGCUCAUGGAGGUGCCCUCGGGCCUCCCCUCCACCACCAAGAAGCUGUACAUCAGCCACAGCAAAAUUCAACAUCUUCAGCUAUCUAACUUCACCAAGAAGUUGGCUCUAGAAGACUUUAUUCUUCUGGCCAGUGGAACAGAAUCGGUAGAAAAUGAUACUUUCAAAACUCUGAGGACCUUGAAGACCUUGGAACUCUGGAAGAAUAAGCUCAGGCGAGUCCCGAGGGCUCUCCCAGCCAGUCUCGAAGUGUUAAAACUAAAUGAUAAUUCAAUCUAUGUCCUACACAGAUCUGAUUUUGAAGGGCUGGAGAAAUUAAAAACCCUUGAACUUAAAAACAAUCUGAUCUCUUCUCUCUCUCCCAACAUGCUCUCCUCCCUUGGCAGUCUGCAGAGUUUGAUGUUGGAUGGCAAUCAUAUCGAGUCUGUAGCUGGACCACUGGCACUGCCCCAUCUGAAACAUAUGAGUUUGGAGAACAAUAAACUACAUCUUAUACCACCUAGCUUCUUCACUUCUCUUCAGUCUUUGCAGUUUCUCAGUUUCAGUGGUAACUUUCUCACUAAAAUUCCCAUUAAUCUGCCCAGAUCCUUGCUCUCUUUAAAGAUGGAGAGAAACCAGCUCAAAGUGGUAAGGUUUCGAGAUAUGAAACACUUGGAGAACCUAUCGCAUCUUUACCUGUCAGAAAACUCACUCUCUUCCAUCGAAGGGGCACAGCUCCUUGCCAACUUAACCACUCUUGAAUUGUCCCAAAACCAGCUUCAAAUGUUGCCCCUCAGACUACCAGCAAGGCUACAAAAGCUUGAUAUUAGCAAUAAUCUGAUUCAGAGAGUUACAGUGCGAGACUUCCAGGACCUCCAAGACUUGAAGCAUUUGUUUCUGGACAACAACUUUGUCAGCUCUUUUGAAGCUGGAGCCCUGCAGAGGUGCUCCCAGCUCUCCAACCUGGCGCUGGAGCAGAACCUGCUGCUGUCCAUACCUCUAAGGCUCCCCAGGACAUUAGCCAGGCUGGACCUAAAAGGCAACGCCAUCCAGGAUAUUGCUGAGAGGGAGCUCAAGGAUCUAAAGCAGCUUCAGGUUCUAAACCUUAGGAACAACAAGAUCUCCGCCUUGAACUUCAAAGCUUUGGAGGGGCUGCCUCGCCUCCGGCACCUGUAUCUAGACGGAAAUCCGUGGAACUGCACCUGCAGUCUCCUAAGAGUGAGGGAGGUCCUGAAGGCCAAGGGGACAGAUGUGAGGGGAGGACAGUGCGCAGCACCAGCCGAAAGACAGGGGGAGAGCUGGAUGUCUUCCAAGAAGAUCACGAGGCAAUGUGAGCAACACCUACACCUGACCGAGAGGAGCAAAGAGGCCAAAAACAAGUCAAAACCUGAAGAGCACUCCAGCAUCAGAAUCAACCCAGAGGAUGACGAUUACGAUUAUGAAAUCGAUUAA